Molecule: messenger RNA, 2808 nt
Organism: Rhopilema esculentum
Lineage: Eukaryota; Metazoa; Cnidaria; Scyphozoa; Rhizostomeae; Rhizostomatidae
Product: myeloid differentiation primary response protein MyD88
Biological process (GO): MyD88-dependent toll-like receptor signaling pathway; positive regulation of canonical NF-kappaB signal transduction
Molecular function (GO): TIR domain binding
Source: RefSeq, a predicted model, not a curated record
CUAUGUUAGACCCACGCCAGAGAAAUUUCAACCUAUUCUAGUUGCUACGCCAAGUGUAAAACAUACAAGCUUUCGAUUAAUCUAUAGUUUGCAUUGCUUUUACUGUCCAUAUCAAUAUAAUCAGGCUGUCCACGUAUUCUGUACAAGUACCGUUUUUGCUACGCCGAUCGCGAAAAUUUAUCACGUACGCCAAUGCGCCAAGGCGCGCAAAUAGCAAAUUUCACGCCGCUACGCCGAGGAAAAAGCUAAGUCCACGCUGGAGAUCUCCGGCGUAAACUACAUGGAAUGCACCCUGGGCGCUACGGCUCUGAUGAAUAAACAGACACUAGCCUCUUGAAGUACACAACUUCUUCACUGUUCGUGAACAAAAUCUUUGUCUCAUCAUCAAACUGAGGCUCUUCAGUUUGCACCAGCCGGAAACUUCCACUAAAAUGGCGGGAAGUGCGCAACCAGUACAAUUGCAAUCACAGAAAUUAGUGAAAACAUUAUGCUUCGAAGCACUUAAUCAAUUGUCGCUUCUUUUAAAACCUGCAAGGUUGGGAAAAGACUGGAGGUCUUUGGCAGACUUGAUCGGUUUCAGCAAUGAAGACAUUAUGUACCUUGCAGAAGAUAAAGAACCUGUUGUUGAACUGAUGAAGGAAUGGGUAAAACGGCACCAAGAAGGUGCUACGAUAGGAAAAUUAACUGAAUAUCUAAAGAAACUUGGAAGGCUUGAUGUCAUUGAAGAUCUUCAAGAUUAUUUUGAUAAAGCUCUUACGGCCGAUGAAUACAAGCAAAGUCAGAAUGAGUUAAACAUGCUUUUAAAAAGUGCAGCACUUGAUGAUUCACCUGUCACAGUUCAUGAGCGGUAUGAUGUCUUCAUCUCGUAUGCUGCUGCAGAUGUUAACUUUGCCAAAGAAGUAGUAUCACAGCUGGAAACAAAAUACAGAAUCAGAGCUUGCAUCGAUUUUCGAGAUUUCCUGCCUGGGCCACAUAUGUUGGAUCAGAUUGUAGAAGUAAUUGAACAACGCUGUAGAAAAGUGAUUGCCAUUUUGUCGGAGAAUUACGUCAAGUGCAAUGACUGUGACUUCCAAGCAAAGGUGGCGAUGAAACUCAGCCCAGGGUGCAAAGGACGAAUUUUAAUCCCCGUGCUCUACGAAAGCUGCGAUAUACCUUCAUAUAUGAAUGGUAUUUUCUACUUAAAGUACACUGACGAAGACUAUCGAAAAAAUUUCUGGGAAAGAUUGGGUAAAGCUGUAAAGGGUAGGGAAAAGAAGGAUUAAAAUGGGCAAAUUUUUACCAGCGCGACAGAUAAUCCCCUGCUACAACCUCGUGAAAAUGGUUUUGGCAUUCUUUGUUCUCAUAAUGGAUUUCACAUCCUGCGGUGAACAUAAUAUUUUAUUUUAGAAACAGUUAUUAUAAUGGAAUUUUUUGUAUGAGCUGGUUUCAACACUCUGCACUCACAUGAAUUGGUAUCAUCGUUUCACAAUUUGAAAUUAUGGGUACCUAUCAGAGAUUUUUUGCCGUGUUGUGCUAUGAAGUAUAGAAAUAGAUAACAAUAAAUAAUUUGUUAUAGUUGGCGCAUCAAUCUAAUAGCUACAUAGAUGCUAAUUAAUACCGACUUUAUUUGAUAUCGGCUAUAUUUAUUACUGACUAUAUAAGUUUUUAAAUGAUCAAAGGGGGCCUCGCGGUAAAUUUCGCCAAAGACCAAUAGCAGCAAGUAAAACAGGGCUAUUGCUCCGCAUUUAGAAAGAGUUGCAGUCACCCUGAGCCCCCCCCCCCAGUAUUACACCCUUGUUCAGUGAGUAGAUUAGAUUAGAUAGAAUACAUCUUGUAAGGCUUUUAGAUUCAUUUAGUCAGAAUACUUAACGUAUAUAGCUUCAAAUAAUUAAUGUACGAGUAUUGGCAUAAAUUGAGGCGUGUAGAAAAAUACUUUAGAGAUUUAGAUAAAUGUGAUUUUAGCGCUUAGAUUGUCACAGUUUCAUUGCAUUAUUGUGCUGUGAUGCUUUCUAUAGUUCUGUUUCUCUUAUUCCGUGGAAUAGUAGAUAUAAUGAAACUUCUUAUAACUGUAAUCAGGUGUUAUCUUGGUAUGUAUGUUUUGUUUAUUGCGAUUGAGGCACUGGUUACUAACAGUUUUACACUCAUCAGACAGGCUAUCUUCUACUAUCGCAAUAUACUAUCCGUAUAUCACUCUUGUACUAUCGCAAUAUACUAUCCGUAUAUCACUCUUGUACUAUCGCAAUAUACUAUCCAUAUAUCAAGCUACUUGUCGUAGUUCCCCCAGAAAACCAUCAAAAGUGUCAUUGCUUGAUGACACCACACAGGAAUAUCUGCAAAGCAUUUUUGUCUAAAAACCUAUAUAAAAAAGUUCAGUCUCUUCAGAUGAGAAGUGCCCAAAAGUGAGUUGAGAAGUGCCAGCACAUUAAUGCUUUUUGUAAAUGUAAUGAUAGUUCAACGUGCCAGCAAUUUCACUUUGAUAUUUACAUAUUCCAGUACCGUAUUUCUUGAGAGUAUCUAAUAACCAUUCUAUAGUAAGUAACUAUUGGGCUGCAAUUACGGGAGUCAUAUGUUGCUGGUAAAAUAGCAGUUGUUGCCUUUUAGAACCCAGAAUGGUAAAAUUUGUUGAUCGUUUUUGCACGAACACAAGCAUUUAUUUUGUCCUAGAUAAACAUUAAUAGGUUGAUUUCAAAUGAAUCGUAUAGAAAUACUUUUGUUGAUAACUAUGUUGAUAAAAAUUGAUUUUUACUUUUUUAUUGUACCCAGGGUCAUUUACAGUAUGCUAGGUAAUGCAUUUUUGAUGUACGGUGAUCAUGAAAAUGGCUCGUUAGA